Molecule: messenger RNA, 1716 nt
Organism: Funneliformis mosseae
Lineage: Eukaryota; Fungi; Glomeromycota; Glomeromycetes; Glomerales; Glomeraceae
Source: the annotation of a GenBank genome assembly
AUGACACGUUCGAAAUUAUUUGGUAGUUUACCAGAAAUAUCAUAUUAUAUUAUACAAUUAUUGCAAUAUGAUCUCAAAUCAUUAUAUUCAUGCGCUCUAGUCAAUCGACUUUUAUGUCAGAUUGCAAUUCCCAUGCUUUGGGAAAAUCCUUUUUCUAUCAGACGUCGAGAAGAAAAUCCUUGCAGUUUUCUUGAUACUUACUUUUUAUUUCUAAAUAAUGAUGACAGAUUAAAAUUUAAAAAAUAUGGAAUUACAAUCAAUCCCUCAGUUAAGAAACCUUUAUUCAAUUAUCCCCGUUUUAUUAAAACGUUGGAUACAUUUCGAGCAGAAAUGCACUUGGUUAAUUGGAUAAAUAACCUUGACAUACCUAUCCCCAGUCCCACCAAGGCUCACCCAUAUCCAUACCAUGAUCCAUUGUGCAUGAAACAACCUAGUACGAUCUUUCAUUCAAAAAUUCAUUCAGAAAAUACGAGCUUGAAGAUCAAAGUGAAUUUGCUUGAUGCAGGAAAAGCUGUGAAAUUUACUUGCACUUCACUAUUUAAAAUAUUUAUCAAUAAUAAUGCCUCCAUAAGAGAAUUGAUUAUGAAAUCCAGCAGUUUUUGUGGUUUCUUUUUAUCUGAAAUAUGUGAAAUGAUCUUACGUAAUUCGAAAUUCAUUUCAAAUCUUGAGACGCUUAUCUUUUGCUUUUUCAAACAUCCUAGAUUUAAUUUUCAGUAUUUCUUAGCUUCCUUAUCGUCAUUAACUUGUUCCAUUAAACAUUUUAAAAUUUCCUUUUUCAUUGAAAGAUAUGAAGGGAGUCUUACGGAUAUCAUCACGACACAGAAACAAAUUUCGUCGCUUGCAUAUUACUGUAUACCGAUAAAUUCUUGUCUAUUAGAUUCCUUCAAAUACUGCGUUAACACUUUGACUACUAUGAAGUUUGUGAAUUGUAAUUUUGAAAAUGUACCAUCAUUUGAUGUACUUCAAUAUUUCACAAAACUUCAAUCUCUCUGUUUCGAUAAUUGUGGGGGAUUAGAUAAUCAAGCAUUUCAACCUCUACUUGAUAAUCCCGCUUCAUUAAAAGUUAAAUCUUUACAGUUGGGUGGGAAAAUCUCUGAAUAUUCUUUUUUAUUACAAAAAAUUGGUCCUCACGUAGAAGAUUUAUCGGUAGAAUUAGGAUUUGGGGACAUUGAGAGAUGUGAUAAAGCAUUCAAAAAUAUCAUAACUUACUGUCGUAAGAUUAAAUUCCUUCACGUAGCCUACACUAAUAAUAUGAAUAUCCCCAAAAUGUGUAAAUUAAUCACUCAUAUCAACAAAUAUCUUAAAUAUCUCUCCUUUGAGGUCCUGUUUGGUGUGGAUGAUGAUUGUUCAGAAACUAGUUCGAGCCUUUUAACAGGAUUGGGUACAGCGUUACCAAGUUCAUUAGAAUACUUAAAUUUGGACCUUGUAAUCGUUCCAAUGGAUCUAAAAACUUUCUUUGAUAGUUGUAAGCAUAUUGUUGGUUUAAACAAAUUGUUGGUCAGGAAUAGACAUUAUGAAAGCAUUGAUGAGACGUUUAGCAUUAUAAAGGAAUUUGUGAAUGAGGCAAAGAUAAAAGAAUUUGCUUAUGAAAUUGAAAAUUAUGUUAAGGUUGAAGACCCGGAUUAUCUUAAUUUGGAGGAGUUGGUUCUUGAUGUUCAACCAAAAAGGUAUAGUGAUUUAAUUAUGAGAAUUCCUGGUUUUGAUUGUAAAAACUAG